GAGUUCUUUUGGGAUCCUCCCUUAUGGGGAGCUCUGCUUAUCUCAGUUCUUGUGAUUUGAUGAAAACUCCCCAGCUCGUCAGAAUCUUGUUUCUCGUGUUUAUUGGAAGGUCUACUUCUUUAUUCUGAGCUUUUGGGAAAUCAUUGUGGCAUUUAGAACACAAAAUACCCUUAGACCCUGUAUUUUCUGACACUGCUGGAACACUGAGGGAUUUACAGCAGUCACAAUGAGGCGAAGCUCAAGUAUUGCUGGAAGCAGCAGCCAACAAUCUAGGAUGGCACCGAGAGUGGAGGACAGCAACAAGAUGGGUCUUCAAACAGCUCAGAUGAAGGACAGAGGCAGCCUUGGGAAGCGGACCAUGAGCAAAGCUACAUCUGGAGCUUCAGAAGGAAAAGCCAGCUGUUCUGGGAACAGAGCGAGUGGGGCUGGAGGGUCCCACAGCAGCCAGCACGGUGUGUUUGGGACAGAAAAGAUAAAGGAUCCCAGGCCCCUUCAUGACAAAACAUUCAUCCAACAAUGUAUCAAGAAGCUUUAUGAGUUCCUCCUUGAGAAUGCUUAUGGCCACAAUGUUUCCAUGAAAUCUCUACAAUCUCCGUCAGUUAAGGACUUUUUAAAGAUCUUCACCUUUAUCUAUAGAUUCCUCUGCCCUUCUUAUGAACUGCCUGACUCAAAAUUUGAGGAGGAAAUUCCCAAAGUUUUUAAAGACCUUGGGUAAGAUGAUUAUUGUUAUUCUCCUGGGCUGAAUAGAUAUGAUAUGGCUAGAAAUUUAAAAGCUAAGAAUUCCGCAUUGAUAGUUGGGGAGAAUGGGUAGGUUUUUUAAUUCAGAUGAGACUCUAAAAGUACAAUGUUGUGAUAGUUUUGUUUCACUUUUGUUCAGCUCUAGGUUUACUUGCUGAUUUUCAGAGUCUACUGUACACUUUAUAUUUAAACCUGCAGAACUAUAAGCUCUUGGAAUCUUGCUUUGUAACAUUAAAUUUAAUUGAUUAUUUGUAUAAAAAUUUGAAAGGUAGGACAGAAUUCUUCUUGACAAACCUUUCUGUUCAUUCUGUUAGAGUCUAACAACUAAAAUUUCCAGAAUUUUUGGAUCAAGUCAAUUUAGUUUAAAGUAUGUU
This is a messenger RNA of Poecile atricapillus (Black-capped chickadee), 1112 nucleotides long. RefSeq names its product kinetochore protein NDC80 homolog. Bases 227 to 715 code for a protein of 162 amino acids. Gene Ontology annotation, biological process: attachment of mitotic spindle microtubules to kinetochore. Gene Ontology annotation, cellular component: Ndc80 complex. The record is from RefSeq and is a predicted model, not a curated record. The transcript has 5 exons. NCBI's taxonomy places the organism in Eukaryota, Metazoa, Chordata, Aves, Passeriformes, Paridae.